AUGUCAAACCUUAGCUUUCUGGAGUUCCAGUACAAGCUUUCAAAGAACAAGUUUUUGCGAAAGCCAUAUCGAUUGUUUUCUUCCCGGGACAGACAAAGCUCUGGCAUACUGUCCACUUUCCAGCCAAAUUUGAAUGAAAUGAGGCAAGUAUUUGAUAAAUUCGACUCCAACAAAGAUGGCAAGAUUUCUCAGCAAGAGUACAAGGCUACACUGAGAGCUUUGGGACAGAGUAACAAGCUCGGAGAAGUGUCAAAAAUUUUCCAGGUAGUGGAUUUGGAUGGAGAUGGAUUCAUUGAUUUCAGGGAGUUUGUGGAAGCGCAGAAGAAGGGAGGAGGAAUUAGGACAACGGACAUACAGAGUGCUUUUCUGGGAUUUGAUUCGAACGGAGAUGGUAAGAUAAGUGCAGAAGAAGUUAUGGAUGUCUUGAGGCGUCUUGGCGAGAGGUGCAGCCUAGAGGAUUGCCGGAGAAUGGUGAGUGCAGUGGACGUUGAUGGUGAUGGUAUGGUUAACAUGGACGAGUUUAUGACAAUGAUGACUCGAUCUAUGGCUCCUGGUUAA
Messenger RNA from Dovyalis caffra, 558 nucleotides. Lineage: Eukaryota; Viridiplantae; Streptophyta; Magnoliopsida; Malpighiales; Salicaceae. The record is from the annotation of a GenBank genome assembly.